CAGGGCAAGUACUCCGGCGAGGGGAACUUGCAGUUAGCAAGCGGCGAAAGGUAUUUGGGCACCUUCCAGCAGCACAAGUUCCAUGGGCGUGGAUCUCAUGUUCUUCCCCACAAGGGCAUCAGCUAUGAUGGCGACUUUCAAGCCGGCUUGAGACAUGGCCAAGGGCAGCUGAAGGAACGCAAUGGUGCUUCUGUCUACAUUGGCCAGUUCCAGGAGGGCCGGCGGCACGGCCAGGGCAAGUCCAUUGACCAGGCGAGUGGCAUAUCCUACGAAGGUCCUUGGGUGCAGGAUCAGCCCGAGCGCCCUGCUGUUGCCUGGGACGUUUGUCCUGUGGACAGCGAGGAGUCUUACACAAUAGUGGCAGAGCUCUGGAAAGAGGAGGCAUCGAAGCAGUUGAAUGCCAACCCCAAGGAGAAGGGCAAGAAGGGCAAGGCGCCAGUGGUGGAUACCAGCGUUGGCCCAGAGCUGAAAGGCAUCAAGGGCCAGGUCCUGCCAGAAACAGUUGUACGCCUGUUGGAUGCGGAGCAGGCUGUGGUGCCUGCUGAGAUUGGCCGGCGCUUCCGCGUGACCAUGUUCAAGGAGCGGCGGGGUGAAGAUCCGGAGGAGGUCCUGCGCAGGCCUGUGAACUUUGGAGAUCGACGGCCAACGUAUGUGGAUCCCCUCGACGAAGCAGAUGCCCCGCCUCAGAAAUCAUCGUCCAAGAAGGGCGGUCGCGGGUCACCGCAACCGGAUGAGGAGGAGCCGCCGUUCCCAGGGCACGAGGCCAUGGACGGGCAGAUCGUGACCAAUGGUCGCUGCGUCGUUGGUGGCAACGAUGAGUGGCUUCUUCCCGUGCACUUGCAGCCGGCCAUUUACUGGUUGAGGCUUGAGGACAUCACCGAGCUCGAGGGCAGCAUCUGGUCGGCGCUGCCAGCGCUGGAACUGCCGUUCCGGGUGGAGGGCUGAAGGUCUGCCAAAUGUUGCGACAACAACUCCCUGUUUGUGGCA
Messenger RNA from Effrenium voratum, 987 nucleotides. The record is from the annotation of a GenBank genome assembly. Lineage: Eukaryota; Dinophyceae; Suessiales; Symbiodiniaceae.